Penicillium paradoxum is the source of this 720-nucleotide messenger RNA. Its product is annotated as carbon-nitrogen hydrolase family protein. The transcript has 2 exons. Bases 1 to 720 code for a protein of 239 amino acids. Lineage: Eukaryota; Fungi; Ascomycota; Eurotiomycetes; Eurotiales; Aspergillaceae. Gene Ontology annotation, molecular function: hydrolase activity, acting on carbon-nitrogen (but not peptide) bonds, in linear amides. The record is from RefSeq and is a predicted model, not a curated record.
AUGGUCCCCGGAAACCCACUAUGGGCUACCCAAGCCGACGAAUCCCCCAAAUACAUAGCAAACUAUCAAGCCCUGGCCAAAGAACUGGGAGUCUGCAUUGUCCCAGGUACCGUCAUUGAAACUUUUUCACAUCCCAACCAAACACCACUGUUCUACAAUACGGCAUACUUUAUCUCGCAAGACGGCGCUAUCCUUGGCUCCUACCGCAAAAAGAAUAUUUGGCACACAGAAAGACCUCACCUAACCUCCUCAGGCCUGGAGCGCCAUGUGGCAAUCGACACUCCGAUCGGCCGGGUGGGGAUGUUGAUCUGCUGGGAUCUGGCAUUCCCCGAGGCAUUCCGAGAGUUGAUCGCCGAUGGCGCUCAGAUUGUAAUCAUUCCUACGUACUGGACACCACAUGAUGCCUCCCCCGCAGCCCGCGCGUAUAACCCCGACUGUGAGGCCUUGUUUCUGCAGUCGACCAUUACAUCCCGCUGCUUCGAGAAUACCUGUGGUGUUGUCUUUGCCAAUGCUGCUGGACCGUCGAAGGAUUUCCUGGGCUUGUCGCAAAUCUCACUUCCUGUCGUGGGACCGAUCGCCAAGAUGGGGACCGAAGAGGGUCUUAUCAUUGCGGACUUGGAUAUGGCAGUGAUUGAGACAGCGGAGAGGAAUUAUAAGGUUCGUCAGGAUCUCAAGAAGGAGGAUUGGCAUUAUGUCUAUCGCCAUACAAGGAAGUUGUAG